GUUCUUCGGCGCUCGGCGGAGAACGAACGGAAAACGAACGACGUGUGCGUGGUGCGGCGGCGGUCUGUGCCCCCCUGGUCCGGACCCCUGAUCGGACCCCCGAGUCGAGCCUGCAGCUCUGAGACACCUGCAGUCUCUUACGAAUCCUCGGAGGCGACUCGCGCGAGGAGGUCGGUGAUUGGGUCUACGGAUGCGCUUCGUGAAGGGAGAUAAGAGCGAAAGAGAGUUUCGGGGGUGAGGGUCCAACGCUUCGUCGAGGGUGGGAAGCGAUAUAAAAGUACGAGAGUGUGUGAAAGAGGGGGGGGAGGGGCGAACGGAACGGGGGAGAAACGUGCCUCCCUAGCUGGGGUCGCGCGUGGCAUGAUCGGGCGAAAAGGCGAAAAGGCAAGAUGCUUACGAUACAGCGUUCGGAGUCGUUGAGAGGGACAGAAGGCUGCAAUCCCCGCGGCACGCAUUUGCUACCCCCCGUUGGGUCCGGGGCUUCCGUUUCCGGAUGGAAGCCCGCCGAGAGGAGCGUCUCCUUCAAUCGAGACGUCCACGUGAAGAGGAUCGGACGUGGUGCACCGCGCGUAACCGCAGCCCUCGUGAACGAUGGAGAAGGUAGGUUGAUCGCCACCCCGAUUCGCAAGGAAAAUAUCGCCGCGAGGAGCAAGGAGGAUCUCGCACAGGAGGCGGCCCUGGUCCUGCAGCAAGCGGGCAGCCUUCACUGCGUGGCGCGCGACAACCGGCGCAGUCUGCCCGGUCGCUUCAGCACCCUCCCGGCGCGUCGUAACAAGAAACGCCCGGAGCUGCCGAUCGAUGUGAGGCCCCGCCGCGGCAGCGAGGAGAUCGGCGGCAGCGCCACGACCGCGAACACCGCGGAUCUCGGCACCCCGCGGGCCAAGAAGAAGCCGCUGCUGCAGAGAAGCGUCAGCGAUGCCGGCGCGAAGAAGCUGAAGAGCCCGCUCGCGCGCUUCUUCUCACCCAAGUUGGAAAGGCGACGGCAGCCGGUCGGUCGGAGCGCGAGCGACGCCGGCACCUUCACCCGUAAUCUGGGCACGCAGCGCAAACGGAGCGGCAGCGAGAGCGAGGGCUCGCAUCUCAGCACCGCUAGCCAGCGGGUGAAGAAGCAACUGUCACCGAUAAUCGAGACGUCGCCACAGUACGUCGAUCAGCAACCAUUUCACUUUGACACUUCGACUUGCGCGGACCGGGAGAAUAAUAAUCGACCGAAGGCGAAGAAGCCUAAGAAGGGAAGAGAGGAGAAAGAGGAGGGUACGAGUCCGGCUAUCGAUGUCGACGACGUGAUAUCGACGCGACACGCCGAGACGAGAGAGACAAUCGAGGAGACGACGACCGAAACGCGCGUCGACGAGCUCGCCGAUAGAUCGCCCAGCCGAGAGGCCAAGGUGAUUGAGCAUCGCAUAUUCGUCGAGGGCAGGGACGACGAAGAGAAAAGAGAAAUCGCGGGUAACAGCCGUACUCUCUCACCUUCGAAGGAACGCAAGCGCGGGGAAGACGAAGUCGAUAAAGCAGGCGCGGAUAGUAUGCUACAUAGCAGCCGCUACGAUCUUCAGCAACGUAACCAGCAAGAGUCCACCAUUCAUAAGAUGAUCCACCGACUGUCCAACGAUCGUUCGCCGCCACCGCAGCUGACGAGGACGAUGAUGUCACCGUCGCCGGGAUUCAGCCACAACAAUAACCGUCCGUUCUCCUAUACGAGACCAAAUGAAUCUUGCAGCCCGCCGCCGCCGGCGCAGACCAAUGUCAUCUACACGCAGGUGCAGCCGGACAAGAAAAAGGCUCAGCGGAGCCAUUCCGACAGCGACGAGGGCCUUGGUCUCGAGAGGAAAGAUUCCUCGCGCGAGAACAGUCCCGCGGAGAAGGAAUACCGCAGAACCGAGUACUCGUACAGCAGCGAUCUGCGUCGCAACAAUGAGAUUAACGCCUUCAAGUCGAGAUAUGAGGAGGAUCGUAAGAACGGCGGCCUCUUCGGCAAACAUUUGGACAGCUCGAAGGACUUUAUCUCUAGAACAAACGAGGUCACGAAGCGUUACGAGUUCGACGAUAUCGAUAGGCGUUUCUACGACAAGCCCGAGAAAUACACGUCGACCGUGUUCGUGGACACUUCCGGCCGUGGCAGAGCCGACGGUAUGGACUCUAAACGAAGGGACAGCGGUGAGUUAACGUCGAGGCAGAACGAGAGCGGGAUCUCGCCAAAGACGUCCGAGUUGAGCGCGCGUCGAGAUCUAUUAGAGUCCAGGAUCAAAUCCAGAUUGCUUGCCGACGAGAUGUUCGCCGCCAAGAACAGCGCCAACGUGCCGGUGAAGAAGAGCGAGCACGAGAUAAUCGACAAGCCGAUUGUACCGUCGCCAGUCACACCGAAUCGUAUCGCGUCACCGAAACGAUACAUGGAUACGUACAUCACGGAGAAGCGUACCAGCAGCAAUGGCGAGAAAUACAUUUUCGAAAAGGAGAUACACGAGGAUAACGGCAAGGUUUACGGUUACGAGAAGAAGAUCACCAACAAGAUCCCAACGAACGGCUACCUCGACCCAAAACCGAAGGACGGCUACACGGUCGAAACCAGGACGGAUAAAUACGGCGAUAAAUAUAUCGUGGAGACGCGCACUCACGAGGGUUACGCCGAUGAUUUCCCUAUCCUCGGCGAUCGUAAUCGGACCAGCCCGGAAGAGAGAUUCCAGGGCAUCAGGAACGGUGACGAUUCUUACAAGCCGUCGCAUUAUCUACCCGAGAACACCGUGACGACGAAUCACUUUCGCAGCGAAUCGCGAGACAACGAGCUAUCGUCGCCGAUCAUCGCCAAGAAACUGAACGAGCGUAAGUUCUCGAAGAGCGACGACUUCCUGGAUCGCGAAAACCGGCCGAUCGGGCGCGUGUUACCGAAGAAAAAACCGUUCGAGUCGAUUCGUGGCAUGAGCAAAUCGACGCAACGAUUGGACGAGGUCGCUGGAGAAAACGCCAAAGUGCGGGCGCUCAGGAGCGAGUACAUCACGAGAUCGCACGAGAACCUGACCAGCCACGCGGGAUACGCGAGACGACCAAGCGCGUUGCUGGACAGCCCGACGAUGAACGGACGCAGAACGAGGUCGCCGUUCGCGAAGCGUGGACACUUGGACAGUUUGCGCGAGGGUCCGAAUGACGACUACGACACCGACAUCUCGCAGUUGACCAACAGCCAGCUGGAGUCCAAGUAUUACAAGGAGACGCGCACCACGCAAAGAUACACGAGCGGUGGCAAACGUCCGAUACACGACGAUUAUGACAGCUCGCCGCCGCGGAUACGCACAGAUCGCGGUGGCUACAGUUCCAGCCGAUACGACUCGGACACCACCGCCAGGGACUCGAUCCGCUGCGAGACGCGCUACGAUGAGACGUCUCGUACUUUGAGAAAGGAACAUCGCAACUUGGACGAGGAUCCAAAGAAGCCGCUGAGACGAUCGCGCAAUCGGCUUGACUACUUUGACGAUUCCGACGAUCCCCGAGGAAAGGUGUCUUCGGUCAGUCGAUUAGAAACCUUCGACGAGAGUCCGACCAGACCACCCAGGACUUACCACGAGGGCAAAUCGAGACACGCGAGGCAGGAGGUGCGGGGCUACAUUGAGCGCCGUCAUCAUCGCGAGACUCGCCUGAGCGAUCCAGAUCGCAAGGAUCGAUUGGCUGAUUCCGGGAUCGAGAACGAUUAUAGAAGGGACUCGCAGGAGGCGGACAGGCGCGAGCAACUCGAGUCUGAGGACGAGGGCUUCGUCAGCCGGCAGUUUAUCAAGCACGAACGACGGCAUACGGAUCGCAAUAUGAAUAUGACGCCUACUUUCGAUCGACGCAAGUACGACAAAUACGGAAACGUCCCGUCGGACGCGAAACCGCCGCUGGUCACUGCCAAGCCGCCCACCGGUGCCGCCGACAAGAAGUACGAGAAGAAGGUGGCGAAGAAGAGCGGCACCAUGAGCAAAGUCAAGCAGCUGUUCAGUAAGAAGGAGAAGAAGGCGAAGGAGGAGAAGGACAAGAAGAACGCGAGGAGCAGCAGCAGCGGCGCCUUGACCGACGACGAGGUGACGAUGAGGUAUCGAGAGUAUCGCGGCGAUCAGCUGAGAAGUGCCAAGAGCGCGCGGGAUUUGGGCAGCGACAUCAAUCAGGAGGACUACAGUCAACGCAGACGCUUAUCGACACCCAGCGGCAGCCCGAGCCCUCCCAGACCGACCAGACUCUCGAGGUCUACCGGGACUCUCACCAGAGAGGACGAGUCCUUUUGCAAAUCCAGCAAUACCCUGACCAGGGACAACCAGGCCCAAGAAGCGGAGAGCAAAGGCUGGUUCAAGUCCCUCUCGAGGAAAAAUAAGUCCAACGCUACGCCAGUGGAUAAAAAGCCGAGAAUACCCGAGAGCGAGAUCUUGACGACCGGCACCGAGGAUGAGGAAGCUUCCUCCGCGCCUGAACGAGUUUCCGUGCAAAAGAAUCUCCGCUUCUUCGGCGAUACGGAUCAGGAGUCCGUCUCGUCCAACAGAGACCGCAGAAACAAACGUAUUAACGAGCACGCCUGCUCAAGGCGUGAUGUCACAAAUUCGAACCGCCAUAAUUUGGGUAUCAUAUCAGCACCGAAGAAACCUCCAAGACUCGCUGAAAGCGCGUUGUCUUCGGGCGAGAGCACAACCGGCGACAGCAGCCAGCAAAGUCAAAACUCUCAGAGAUCGCAAAGAUCUGUCGUGUAUCUUCAUGCUGCUACAGUCGGCGAAAUACCGGGCCCGAACGAGCGACGCCGGGCGGCGAGUCGCGAGGAAUUAAAUCGACCGUUGCAAUCGCACACGAGAACGGUGUCGAGGAGCGUGAGCGUCCUUGCACCGUGGAAGCCGCGACAUUACAGGGAACCAUUCGAGAUCAACUAUGAUCAGCAACAGCACGCGAAACCGAUUGCGACUAUGAGACGCAGGCAACGGAGCCGCGAGACCCUCAGUCGUCGAGGAAAGGAAGCUCGGCGCAGCAAGGACAAUCUUUCCAAGACGAGUACGAUCAACCGCAGUACAUUGAAAUCGAAGGACAAGCAGAAAGUGGAUAGAACCGUCUCCACGGAAUCGCUGGCCACAAAAUCGCGAAGCUCCAAGCCGGAAUUGAGCAGGUCUACGUCCGUACCACGCGAUCCGAACAAGAGCGCAGGAUGGUUUAAGCUGAAGAGCAAGAAAUCACGCGCCUAAAUUGGACGGCCAUUGAUCAAUGCUAGUCUCUCGAGUAAACGUAAUUCUCGUAAUCUCGUAGGCGAUUAAUAAGCGUCGAUAUAUCCGACGCGCGCUGAUUAAUAACGACGCGACUUAUUGAUAUAAUAUAUACCGCUCUUAUAUAUACUUUUUAACUUACACGAGCAUCGAUUGCGAUCGCGCGAGUUUCUAAUUCUUUAACCGAGUAGCGCAUAAUUUUGCGAUAACAACGUGCAAAUUAAUUGCUAUUAGCAUGUUAAUCGAAUUCGCGAAUUUAUAGAAUUUCUGUGUCGCCCAAGACACGAACUCUUACACGUAACAAAAUAAAUACUUAUCCAAAUACAAAUAGAUAUACUUGAGGAAGCUUCGAACCUAAGUUGCUCGUCAAAUUAAUAUUGUUAUACUUUGCGCAUUAAAUAAAUAUAACGCUUCUUGUAACAAAGAAGAUUGCAAAAGAAAUAUGAUUGAAUAUGUAAGUUCUUGAAGUAUAAUUGAAGUAUAAGUUUAAAUACGAAUUGUGUAUUCUAAAAUGAGAAUUUUCUCAAUAUAUCAAAUGCUACAUUAUUUUAAUAGCCUUCUCUCUGUCAAAUUUAACGAAUUAAAUUUGUUACACAAGAUGAGAAUGCAUUUUUAAGACACAUUCACAUAUUGUGAAUUAACAUUUCAUUGCGUAUUAAUUUUCGAGUCUUCUUCGAAACUCAAGAAAAAGUACUUUUCUCAUUUCAUAUUUUCAUAUAAUUAUGUGUUGCGCAUAUCAUGAGAAAUUAACGCGUCAUUUCAUUCUACCGUGAAUCAGAGUGCCAUCAUCAUUUUUUUACAUUUCUAUAAUAUAAUAACUAGAUAAAAUUCAAGAGAAAAUAUUUUUCAUAUUUUAUCGCGACAAUCGAGAAAAUAUAAAACACGGACAGUUAUAUGUACGACAAUAAUCAUCUUUCUGUGCAUAGAUCAAUCUUGUCUCUGCAUGCUUAUUGUAUAUAAAUCUGUGUUAAUAAGCGUAAUUUUUAACCAACUUUUACUAGAACCUAUCACGUUUCUACAUAAACUCUUGUCGCUAUACAUGGAUCACAGAUUACAGUUAUAUAUUAUAAUACAAUUAUAUUGUUUGCAAAUUUGUCAUAUUUGAAAGAUACUUUUUCAUUUCCAAUAACAAUAUAUAAAGGAAUAAAACACGCAGCGCUAAAUGUUAUCUGUUGUACUGUGAUACGCUUUUGCGUGUGGACAAAAAGAUAAAUUAAUUAUAUAUGGCGACAUAAAUAGUCAUCUUGCACCAUAGCAAUUAUUUCAUUCCUACCUGGUGCUACUUACAUGUGUAUGUGUACAUACGGAUCAUUAAACGAUUUGCAUGUAAAUAUCAUGAAUAUAUAUAUUAACAAUAUUGUACGUAAUUACCAAUAAAAUCUAUUAUAUAUUAAUA
Cataglyphis hispanica is the source of this 6603-nucleotide messenger RNA. RefSeq lists its product as uncharacterized. Bases 390 to 5189 code for a protein of 1599 amino acids. Lineage: Eukaryota; Metazoa; Arthropoda; Insecta; Hymenoptera; Formicidae. The transcript is spliced from 8 exons. The record is from RefSeq and is a predicted model, not a curated record.